AUGAAUACCCUCUUAUAAUUCCCUAAAAACAAAAAAAUAAUAUUUUUAAUACUUAUUUGGGCUAUUUUUAAUUUUUCUUAUUUAUUUUUAAAAAUUUUAUCAAUUUCAUAUUUAAAAUUUAGCAUAUAAAUAUUAAAGAUAUUUAUUUAAAUUUUGCAUAUAGUUAUAUCUUAAAUCAAAAUAAAAAAAAUAUUAAUUAUUUGGUUGGAUAUUCUAUUUUUUUAAAGUAACAACUUGUCAAUUGCAAUUUUUCUUAGUUAUUUUCAAAUUUUUAUUCGCAAAAUCAUAAAAGUAUAUUUUUUAAUUUAAAGUUAGAUAUAUAUAUUUUAAAAAUAUUUAGACAUUAAAAAAUUGGCAUAAAAAAUAGAAAUGAGCGGCUAUAACAACUACAAUUUUCCAAAUCAAAGACCUAUGGAUAACUAUUAGCUAUAAUUUAAUAAAGAAAUAAGCACUAAACUUAAGGCCAAGGGAGAUUGCAUAGCAUAAGCAUUUUUUAUUGGGUAAAUAGUAGGUGGUAUUAAUUUUUCUAGUGAUGAAGGAUUGUUUUGCGAAUUAGUGCUAGAUGUAGGCCCAUAGUGGAAUAUGAUUAGAGGUGCUUAAUAAAGAAAUGAAAAUUCAUAAAACGAUUUUAAAAGUAUAUAAACAUAAACUGCAUAUGCAGAAGAAAAUUAAAUGUUUAUAUGGAGUCACCCUUUAGAUUUAGAAUUUAAAGUAGGCAGUAUUAAUGGAUGGCCCAAAGGUAUUCUAAAGAUUUGGAGACUUGAUGAUACAAAUAAAAUAGAUAUCAUCUCUUACGGUGUUGUAAAUUUCCCAAGGCAAGAUGGUUUUCAUAGAUUAGAAGUUGAUACUUGGUCUCCUAUUGGUGAUUGGUCUUAUUAAAAUUUCUAAUUCUAUUUAGGAACUUAGCCAAGACUUGCAAAUUUAGAUUUAACAAAAUACAGUGAUAAGCGCCAUGAAAUGCUAGGAGUUUCAAAUGGAAAAGUUAUAUUCGAAUUAGAAGUUAUGCUAAGAAACUUCUAAGUUGUGGAUGUUACAGGCUAAGAAAACUCUUUAAAAAAUCCAAAUUUUUGA
This is a messenger RNA of Tetrahymena thermophila SB210, 1071 nucleotides long. Its product is annotated as ciliary basal body-associated B9 protein. Gene Ontology annotation, biological process: cilium assembly. The transcript is spliced from 5 exons. The record is from RefSeq and is a predicted model, not a curated record. Lineage: Eukaryota; Ciliophora; Oligohymenophorea; Hymenostomatida; Tetrahymenidae. Gene Ontology annotation, cellular component: MKS complex.